AUUUUUUCCUCUCUAUCUCUCUCACCAAACGAAUCUUUUGCCCCAUUCUCAAACACCCACUACCCAAAUUCUCCCUUCUUUUAGAAAUGCAACCCAUAAAAAAAAAAAAAAAAUCCUUUCUUUUCAAAUAGUGCAAAAUAAUUGAGAGAGAUUCAUAUAGAGCAUAAUACUAUAAUACAAUAUAAUAUGAGAAGUAUAGUUAGAAUGAGAGUUCGAUUUUUUCACUCCACUCUCUUCAACAACCCAAAUAUAUUUCCUAUCCUCUCUAUUUUUUCUUUGGUCUUUUGAGAGUUUUUUGUUCAAGUUUUUGAGAAUAUUUCAGAAUCUUCUCCCUAUUCACUUUCUUCUAAAAAGCACUUUCUCUAUCGCUCUACUGAUCCCAAUCUAAUCAUAUUUUCCUCCAUUACCAAAUACCAAAAAGGAUUUUUAAAACUAAAUUCAUGUCUUCAUUUCCCUUAAAAGUGCCUUUAAUUUGUUUCAUUUUCUUAUGCAUCGCUACAAAUCUUCAUUCCUCUUCAGCCGGUUUUCUUAUCGAGCCAGUUUCCGGUCAAAGCCAACCGUUAAAUCCCGGCCAGUACUCAUCUCCCAACACGGUUCCGGCAUUUCCAGUUCAAACCCAGAUGCAAAUUUGCCAUUUGGAUCUCUCCGACGAGCUUUUCGGUGGCGUUAGGGAAGCUUGCGGUCGAGAUUUGGACCGGAGUCGCUGCUGUCCGGUUCUCGCGGCGUGGCUUUUCGCUGCUCACGCUCGGGCCGCACUGAAGAUUGCUGCUCCGGCGCCGGCAUCUGCGGCGGACCUUCCGAUGAUGCCGGACGACUCGCAGAAAUGCGUGAACUCGCUUCAGACGUCGUUGUUGAGUCGGAACAUUAGGAUUCCGCAGCCGAAUGCGAGCUGCGACGCUGUUUUGUGCUUUUGUGGGAUUCGGCUUCAUCAAAUUAGCUCCUUAUCUUGCCCUGCUGCCUUCAAUGUCUCUGGUGGCGGUAACGGCGCUUAUCGCAACGCCACCCCGACGGCCGCCGUUCGUAAUCUUGAAAAGAAUUGCCGGAACUCGUCGUAUUCUGGUUGUACCAAAUGCCUUGGUGCCCUUCAAAAGGUUACGGGCACAAAGAAGAACAGUAGCAACGAUAGGGCCAGCAAGAUGUUCAACAGAGACUGCCAGCUCAUGGGGUUGACGUGGUUACUCGCUCGCAACAAAACCACGUACAUUCCCACCGUUUCCGCCGUACUCCGAGCCAUCAUGUACACCGCUCACCCUCCUCACCAGUCUACCUGUAGUCCCGACCAAGAGAACAUGCCGCUAGCCGUCGACUCUUUACAGAUGGAAAAAGCGCAGUCCUCAUCUCCACCCUCCAUUUCUUUGUUUCCUAUUAUACCCCUACUCAUUUCAGUUUAUUGGCUUGCUUGGUGGUAGUAGUAGUCGUCGUCUAGUAGAGUCUAAUGGCAUGGCAAUGGGCAGCAGUAGGGAAUUAUGGGGGUUUUGGAAUCCGUUUGUUUUUUUUUUUGUUUGACAAGGAGAGAGGGUACCCUUGUCGGGGUCACGAGAAGCUAUUAGACAGAAACGAAUAGGAAUGGGUUGAUUGGAGGAGGGGCUUUUUUUUUUUUUUGUCUUUUCACUACACUGUAAAUGUUAAAUCUGGGUAGUUUUUCUCUCUUUUUCUUUCUUUUUCUUUCUUUUUCUCUCUUUUUCUCUCUUUUCCUCUUUCAUCCCUUUCACUUUCACUUUGUGACAAAAUUUUCCUUGGGGCUUUCAAUUUAAUCAGAAACUAAAACUUCCUGCA
Cucumis sativus (cucumber) is the source of this 1776-nucleotide messenger RNA. RefSeq lists its product as uncharacterized. Lineage: Eukaryota; Viridiplantae; Streptophyta; Magnoliopsida; Cucurbitales; Cucurbitaceae. The record is from RefSeq and is a predicted model, not a curated record. The transcript is spliced from 2 exons. The coding region runs from base 441 to 1409 and encodes 322 amino acids.